Molecule: messenger RNA, 1826 nt
Organism: Syngnathoides biaculeatus (alligator pipefish)
Lineage: Eukaryota; Metazoa; Chordata; Actinopteri; Syngnathiformes; Syngnathidae
Gene: tmed2
Product: transmembrane p24 trafficking protein 2
Exons: 5
Coding region: 377-982 (201 amino acids)
Biological process (GO): endoplasmic reticulum to Golgi vesicle-mediated transport; Golgi organization; intracellular protein transport
Cellular component (GO): Golgi apparatus; endoplasmic reticulum-Golgi intermediate compartment; COPII-coated ER to Golgi transport vesicle
Source: RefSeq, a predicted model, not a curated record
CCCGAGUUUCCCCCGUGCGCGUGCGCAUAAAUAGUUUGUCCAUAUUUUCCAAACAACGCGUUUUGAAUCCUCCUAUUCUGUGAGCAAAAUGUGACGGUUCGAUCUCCACUCCUGGCUCGAAUGUGGUAAAAUGCAAGGUUGGAGCCUCGCCGCUCGCCGUAGAAACCUGACGUGGCAAAUCCCACGCACGGCCGCCGCAGUUUCGCCACUUUGGGCUUCUUCUUUCCGGCGCUAAGCGAGCAACACCGAAUUGCACCCCAGCAGGGGCUCCAGCGCACCGGCCACACUUUUUACACGCUCAAAGUCGCUUCAAAUCGAUUAUUCUUAUUCUUAUCAUCUUGCCUUUUUUUUUUUUUUUUGGUAAAUUCUACGAAGCAUGUUUACGACGUCGGAGCUGGUUGUCCUGCUAGCCGUGCUGUCCGCCACGGCGUCCGGCUACUUCGUUAGCAUCGACGCCCAAGCCGACGAGUGCUUCUACGAGAAGGUCAACUCCGGCACCAAGAUGGGCCUCAUGUUCGAGGUGGCCGAGGGGGGCUUCUUGGACAUCGACGUGGAGAUAACCGGGCCCGACGGCAAGCAGAUCUACAAGGGCGACCGGGAGUCGAGCGGCAAGUAUUCCGUGGCGGCGCACAUGGACGGCACCUACAAGUUCUGCUUCAGCAACAAGAUGUCCACCAUGACGCCCAAGAUCGUCAUGUUCACCAUCGACAUCGGCGAGGCUCCCAAAGGCCAGGACAUGGAGACGGAAGCGCACCAAAACAAGCUGGAGGAGAUGAUCAACGAGCUCGCCGUGGCCAUGACGGCCGUCAAGCACGAGCAGGAGUACAUGGAGGUCCGCGAGAGGAUACACAGAGCCAUCAACGACAACACAAACAGCCGCGUGGUGCUGUGGUCCUUCUUCGAGGCCCUGGUCCUGGUGGCCAUGACGCUGGGACAGAUUUACUACCUGAAGAGGUUUUUCGAAGUGCGGCGGGUGGUGUAGCGGCGCGGCGGCAUGGCGAAGCGUCGUCGUCCUCGAGACAAUUUUUUUCAACUCUGCAAAGCGGACUGGUAGUUUCCACCACUUUAGAUUUCGUUCUGUUCUUCAAAAUGGCCGCAAGAGUGUGUCAAGUGGAUGUUUUUGUUUUUUCCCUCCCCCUUACGUUGUUUCAUUCAUUUGCUCAUACGUUUUUUUUUUUUUUUUUUUUUUUUCCGCACCAACUGAGCAUUUUAAAUCAGAUUGAAAGUUUUGAAAUUUAACGAAAGGCAAGUUUUCUCACUUCUGGGGUUGGUGUACGGUGGUUUGGUCUCAAACAGCGGCUGCUUUGAGAAGGUUACAAAAGGGCAAAUGUUAGUACAUUUUCUAGUAAGUAGUUGAAUCUGGGGGGGGGGGGGGGCUGACCUACUGACUGCUGUGCUUUUUGUGGCUGCUUAUUUUGUUGGGUGGGGGGGGGGAUUUUAAAUUAUGCAAUUGUACGACAGUUUGAACUUAUUUUGAUGUUGUUUUGGAAGAAGACUCUCAGUGGGACUCACCAUUUGGAUGUCACCUUUUGUUGUUGCACUCGAUUCGACAUUUUUGUUUUCUGCUCUUUUGCUAAACGUCCAAAGCCGCCGUGGCCGUCUUCACUUUGGCGGCUGUGCCCUGUGCGUCGCGUCCCAACCGAAGCGCUCCGAGGUUUUUGUACCCCCCCCCCCAAGGAAACUGACCUUCGGUGUUUGCUCAGGCAGGAAAAGUCCUCUGCACUCAGUCUCUGGAUUUCAGACUCCGACGCGCCGAUGCAUCAUCUGUGUGUAGAAUGGUUGUUGAGAACAAACCCCGGGUUUCAUAAUAAAGAAAUUCUAUACAA